AUGAAAUUUGCGGCGUACUACACACCGCGAUCUAUCGAGACCAGUCACCUGGUUCUGGUCAACCUAUUCCAGUUAGCACUUGCGUCGGGGGACGCAUUUGUAUUGCCAGUUACCGCGUUUCCGUCGGGGGGUGCAUUGUGCCGCGUCGCCGGUUACCGCGCCCCAAUCGGGGGCUACCAGGUGCCGUUGGGGCGCCGGCCGAGUCAUGCGGUCACUUUACGAGGCUGGAGAGCGAGCGGGAUCUCAGUGUCGGAGUGCGUGAGGGCGCGGCAAGCGGCGCCGCCCGCGCACAGGCGCGCGCGCCUCGAGCGCCGCCGCGAGCCCCUACGCUCGCAGCCAGCGCAGCCUGCGGGCACGCGCGCACCGAUCUCACACACCGCACGCGCCGCUGCGCCCACCCGGCACACGGGACGU
Messenger RNA from Iphiclides podalirius (scarce swallowtail), 414 nucleotides. NCBI's taxonomy places the organism in Eukaryota, Metazoa, Arthropoda, Insecta, Lepidoptera, Papilionidae. The record is from the annotation of a GenBank genome assembly.